AUCGCUUUGCAGGCUGUAAAAACCUCCGGGCCUGAGUUUGCUGAGCCUGGGGCUGAAGGAGGGCAGGGCGAGAAGGGCCGAGUGCCCCCGGGUGAGGAUGCAGGGCACGAGGAAGGGAUGCGGCACCCGCGGCACCCCGGGCUGAGGGAAAGCCCUGCUCCUGCGGGGCAGGGACAGCACAGGCACAGGCUCACCCUCCCUCGGGGACAGAGGGGUCACAGCAGCCCAGCAGCCUGGCUCUGUCAUGUUUAGGACAGGAAACAGAUGCUGCCUGGUGAGGAAGCACCUGAAGAGUAUCGGAGCACCUCGUGCCUGCCCCGGCAGGAACCUGAUGAGAACAGGGGGUACGGGGCGGAACCCCCCGAUCCGGCCCCCGCUGGGCUCGGUGGCAUCGCCCUCGGACACAGCGUCCCCGGGGACACGCACCUGCCUUUGGAGGAAAAGGGAUGGGCAGACCCAGAGCUGUUAAAGUUGAGCGCUGCUGCAAACUCCCCUUGCUCAGGGGCUGCUCCAUCCUCCAGCUCCGGCUGCCCGGUCCAGCCGGGCUGGGCGCCCUCACAGGGUGGAGCCCCUGCUCCAGCACCCGCCCCUGCCUUUACAGCUCGGCUUUCUGUCCCGUGACCCUGCUCUGAUUUGAUUGGAAAUUAAUUUUUUCCCAUUCAAGUGUGCUCUGCCCAUGCUGGUAAUGUCAGAGUGACCUCACCCUGUCCUUACCUUCGCCCAGGAGCUUUUCCUUUUUGAAUGCAGCUCCCUUCAACCCCCCUGAGCUGCCCAGUUCUGAUAGGGACUGGAGAGAUUAACCGGGGUGAUAAGUGGCAGCUUUGCAGCCAACUGAUGUUGACAUUUUUGCCCUUCUAAAACGGCUUGAAAGAGGAACCUGUAAAACUAUUUCUUUGUAAGCUGCUGGUAAGAAGGACCGUGGAAGCUUUCCCACGUUUUCCCUUCAGAACAGCUUCCCAAGGCCCUCUGCUGACUCGAGGCUGCUGAAGGGGAGCAGUGAGCUUCACGAGGGGUCUCCAGGGAGGGGGAUGGCUCCUGGAUGCUGAGAUCAGUGCCGAGGACAUGGAAUGGCACCGAGGUUUGGAUGCUGGACAAUCCCUGGAAGACGCCAGCCACAGGCACUGAAGGUCCCACACGCGGCCAUCGAUGCCCACAUUUCCUGUCACAGCUGCAGCCAGGGCAGCGCAGCCGCAGCAGCAGCAGCAGCAGCAGCAGCAGCAGCAGCAGCAGCAGCAGCAGCUCACCAUGCCCAACAGCAGCGUGGCCCUGAGCAGCCUGGACGGGAUCUACAUCGGCGCCGAGUGCCUGCUGGCUGUGCUGGCCACGCUGGGGAACGUGCUGGUGGUGUGCGUGGUGCGGCUGAACGCGGCGCCGCGGAACGCCACGCUGCGCUUCAUCGCGUCCCUGGCGCUGGCCGACGGCGCCGUGGGGCUCCUGGUGGUGCCCCUGGCAGUGGUGGUGAGCCUGGGCAUGGCCCUGCCCGCCUCCGGCUGCCUCCUCAUGUGCUGCCUGAUGCUGGUGUUCACCAACGCCUCCAUCCUGUCCCUCCUGGCCAUCGCCAUCGACAGGUACCUGCGAGUCAAGCUGCCCACCAGAUAUAAAAUCAUCACUACGGAGAGGAGAGUCUGGUGGGCGCUGGGGCUGUGCUGGUCCCUGUCCCUGCUGGGAGGGCUCGUGCCCAUGCUGGGCUGGAGCAGGGCAGACCCCAGGAGCUCCAGCUCGCUCCAGUGCCGCUUCCUCGCCGUGAUGAGCAUGGAUUUCAUGGUGUACUUCUGCUUCUUCACGUGCACCCUCGUGCCCCUGCUCAUCAUGUGUGCCCUGUACGCCGAGAUCUUCUACAUCCUCCACACAAAGCUCAGCCAGGGCAGCAGUGUGAGAGGGGCUGGGGCUUUCUACGGCCAGGAGCUCAGGACAGCCAAGUCUCUUGCACUUGUUCUCUUCCUGUUUGCCAUCUCCUGGCUGCCUCUGUGCAUCAUAAACUGCGUCUUCUAUUUUCACCCUGAGUCUCAGAUCCCCCCAUAUCUGAUAUACUUGGCAAUCCUCUUAUCCCAUGCCAAUUCUGCCAUGAACCCCAUUGUCUAUGCCUACAAGAUAAAGAAGUUCAAAACCACGUACCUUUUAAUUUUAAGGACCUAUAUCCUGUGCAAAAAACCAGACCCAGCUCCUACAGAGCAAACAACAGACCCACAGUCCUAAAUAAAGGCUGGACCUGCCAGUGGUACCAGACCAUUGCCAGGCCACCUGGCUUUGCUAAAGAACUCUUGGGGAACUGCAGCAGCCUGUGGAUCUGAAGCUGCUCUCAAGCUGUAUGUGAAUAUAUGUCUUUAUGUAAUAUAAUUUCUAAACACAGAAGACAGAAAUUUUGUCUAGUUGGGGGUUUAGGGUUUUUUUAACAGGAGGAUUGGUUGAGUUGAGUGAAAACCAGGAUGUGUUGUUUGCUGUUCAUAAUCCAGCAGCUCACAAUCUCACUGACUGUCCUCACACCAUUUGUCUUGUCUGUCCAUUCGGACUAAACUUGAGUCUGGCCAGCCUGUGCUUCAGCCAGUGUUGUUGUGCUCAUUACAUUUUCAUGACUCAUAAUAAAGAGUAGAUGGAUUUUACAGUAAUUUGGCCUGCUGAGUCCUCCCAUGACAACCAAAAACCUGCUCAGCUUCGGUCAAUGCCCUGCCUGGGGUGGCACAGGAGCUGCAGUCACUGUUCCACCACAGCUGGCACAGCCCAUGUUUAGGGAGCAUGGGUCAAACUGAAAAAAGGCUGUUAAAGGCCAGGCUCCUUUUCCUCCAUCUUUAACUAAUAAAAGUGGUCUUGAAGAAGCAGAAAAGGGAGUGCAUCAUUCUAUUCCUUGUCUUGGAGAGUGCUGGCAUCUGCUCCUCUAGUGGAGGUCAGGGAUCUCAUUUCUUAUCUGAGCUAACCCUUGUCCAAAGCUCUGCCCAGUUACACAGCUCAGCUCCAUCAAUAAACACGCCAAAGGAAGCCACUGCACAAGAAUAUCAGAACUUGCUGCAGGUUCUCCUUGACCCCAUUACUUCCA
Messenger RNA from Prinia subflava (tawny-flanked prinia), 3031 nucleotides. RefSeq names its product adenosine receptor A3-like. The coding region runs from base 1147 to 2196 and encodes 349 amino acids. The record is from RefSeq and is a predicted model, not a curated record. The transcript has 2 exons. NCBI's taxonomy places the organism in Eukaryota, Metazoa, Chordata, Aves, Passeriformes, Cisticolidae. Gene Ontology annotation, molecular function: G protein-coupled adenosine receptor activity. Gene Ontology annotation, cellular component: dendrite; synapse; plasma membrane. Gene Ontology annotation, biological process: G protein-coupled adenosine receptor signaling pathway.